Messenger RNA from Penicillium riverlandense, 525 nucleotides. RefSeq names its product F-box protein. The transcript has a single exon. Bases 1 to 525 code for a protein of 174 amino acids. Gene Ontology annotation, molecular function: protein binding. NCBI's taxonomy places the organism in Eukaryota, Fungi, Ascomycota, Eurotiomycetes, Eurotiales, Aspergillaceae. The record is from RefSeq and is a predicted model, not a curated record.
AUGAAAUCCGAAGACAAACCCCCAUCCUCUCCUACAACUUUCCCGGAACCCAGCAAGAUGUCCUUUCUCUCUUGCCCCCCUGAAACUAGUCAUCAGAUCAUCUCGUAUCUCGAUUCCAGCCGCGAUGUGGCCGCUCUCUCGCUCGCCUGCCGGGCGCUACACUCCAUGUGCAAUAUGCCAAUGCGCAAGAAAUUCCAUCUGAUUCGCGUAUAUCCUGAUGACGAGGGUAUCGAGCAGGCAUUCGGCUUGUUGAUGAGCAUUCUGAAACAGCCUAGCCUAGGCCAAUAUGUGCGCGAAAUAAGGUACUAUGGGAGACCAACGCAUAGUGGAGACUGGGAAAAUGUCAAAAAGGAGCAACAUCCGCGCGAUCUGAGCGAAUCAGAAAUGGAUCUUCUUAAAAGCUAUGUUCGAAGAGCUGGUUUCACGGGCUCAAACGAGAAUAGCGUUUUAAACAUGCUAGUGCAGAAGAAGACGGGCGGUAAUCGUGAACGAGAGAGUUAUUUUGAUGGAGGUUAUGUUAGGUGA